This is a messenger RNA of Maniola jurtina (meadow brown), 8061 nucleotides long. RefSeq names its product ubiquitin carboxyl-terminal hydrolase 31 (gene Usp15-31). The record is from RefSeq and is a predicted model, not a curated record. Bases 101 to 2998 code for a protein of 965 amino acids. NCBI's taxonomy places the organism in Eukaryota, Metazoa, Arthropoda, Insecta, Lepidoptera, Nymphalidae. The transcript has 14 exons. Gene Ontology annotation, biological process: protein deubiquitination. Gene Ontology annotation, molecular function: cysteine-type deubiquitinase activity.
UAUGGCGCUUAUGUCAGUAGCAUAUCAAUGUUUUCUAAUUGGUUUUCUCUAGUUUUAUGGAAUUAAUUAUUCGUAGGAUAGUUUUAAUUUAACUUUUAUUAUGUCUACAAAUAAUUUAUCGUCAGUUUUAAAAUCAUGUUCGGAAAGUGAACUUAUAAACGAAGUAGCGGAAGCGAACAUGACACCAAAACAGGUAGAAGGAUCCCGAUUAAAACGUACUUUUACCUUGCCUCGCAAUCCCUUUGGGACAUCGAAGCCCAGUUCAAGCAAAACUAAAACCACCGAGAAUGAUAAUAAGCCAUCAAGCGCGAGUUCUGUGAUAAAUGUUACGCAAAAAGAUGAAGGUGGCCUGGAAAGGAAGUUGUUCAGGAGGCCGUCAUGGAAGAUAUUUUUGAAUAAGAUCGCGCAACACAUGAGUACUGUGAACGUAUCUGGUGUUAAGUCUGGCCCAGCAACCGUGAACGGCGACCGUGUUCCAUGCAGCGGGGAACCGCCAUGGCCUCCUGGGACAGUUCCAGCAGCCACAGGCAUCAAAAACCAUGGCAAUACUUGCUACAUGAAUGCUGUGCUACAGUGCCUAUCCCAUACUGAUGUCAUUGCAGAAUAUUUUGUUUUAGAACAUUAUAAGAUUGAUUUACAAAAGCGGAAUAAGAUUAAUUCUAAGAAGUAUGGUACUAGGGGAGAGGUGACAGAACAGUUAGCAGCUUUGUUAAAAGCGCUAUGGUCUUGUAGGUACACACCAGACAUGAGCACAUCUUUUAAGGCAGCUGUGGAAAGGCAUGGUAACCAGUAUAGGGGAAAUAGUCAGCAUGAUGCACAAGAGUUUCUAUUUUGGCUGCUAGACAAAGUUCACGAGGAUCUAAAUACGGCAACUAAGAAAAAAUACAAAACUAUUAAGAAUACAGUUGGUAAAUCAGAUGAAGUUGUUGCAGCUGAAACUCUAGCCAAUCAUGCUCGCAGGAACAGUUCUUUUGUUCAGGCAGUUUUUCAAGCACAGUAUAGGUCUGCACUUACAUGUGCAAAAUGUGAGCGAACAUCUUGCACAUUUGACCCGUUUCAUUGUGUAAGUGUGCAGCUACCAACUAAACCGGCGACGGCUCAACCAUCCCCUCUGCCUGUCAAUGUGGUAUAUGUAAAUCAGCAACCUCGACAAGUGCGUAUAGGCGUGGAGUUGCCUCCAAACUCGACAAUGGACGACCUCCGCACAGCGUUACAUGCUGAUACCGGUAUUGAUCGCGAUCACAUCAUAUUAGCUGAGAUCAAUGAAAAUGGCUGGUGCACCGGUCGCGCCAGCUGGGAACCGGCAGGCAUAGAGCUGGGCGCGCUGUACUGCCUCGAAGCGCCGCCUAUACUGCAGCCGCCCACCACUCCCUACUUGCUGUUGUUGUGGGUCAAUAUGCUAGAUGGGGACCGCUUUGGUUCACCAUACGCAAUGCAAGUGCCCCGCGAGACGUCGUACGAAGACCUGCAGAAGCUGAUGUUGAAGGAGAUGUGCCAGGUGGUGGCGGAGAGCGUGCUGGAGAGCGCGCAGGGCUGCGACAUCUUCCGCGCGCGCAUCGCCGAGGCGCACCGCCCCCGGGACCCUGCGUACUUGCAGCCAGAGCUACCACACCCACUGUUCGCAUUGGAUGUAGAGCAAGCGCUGUGUGCACACGACAAGUAUCCCCACCUUCGUCUCGAGUUACUCUGGGAUCCCGCUCACAGGGACAGUAUAAUCCGCGAGUCGGGCGAGGCGUGCGAGGUGCACGUGUCGGCGGCGGGCGCGAUGACGCCGCUCACACUGCACGCCUGCCUCGCGCACUACACGCGCGCAGAGCAUCUGGCGCAGGAAGACGCCUGGAGAUGUCCACAGUGCCAGAGAUAUAUGCCGGUGGUAAAAACUCUUGGUCUGUGGUCUCUACCGGACAUUUUAGUGAUACAUCUUAAACGCUUUCGACAACAAGCCAAAGGUCGUACAAGUACAAAACUGACCACAAUGGUCGAGUUUCCAGUUAACGAUUUCGAUAUGACACCCCACCUCGUGCGAAGAAACCCACCUAACGUUGAAUCACCGAGUCAUUCUCGAUCGCCGAGACGGAGGCAUUCAAAGCCGUCGAAUAAUCCACAGGAGAACAUCUACGACCUGUACGCCAUUUGUUACCACCACGGCGACGAUUUGGAGACGGGUCACUACACGGCCGCUUGCAAGAACCCUUACGACGCCCGAUGGUACAAGUUCGACGACUCUAGAGUCACAUCGGUCGACGAUGAGAACGUUUACAGCGAACUCGUCAACAACUCCGCCUAUAUGUUGUUUUAUAGACGAAAGAAACCCAACGUUACGCACUCGUGUUCCACCGAGGAAGGCGGACAUUGGGCGUUACGGAUGCCGAAAUUCGCGAAACUGGCCACAGAAAGCCUGAACGAAAUCACCGAAGUCAAAGAAGAGGUGAUAGACGAUUCCGAUGAUAAAAAUAAUCCAAGAACCUCCAUCAUCACAACCAAACCAAACACGUCUCCCUCCAAAAGUAUUUCGAGUCUCGCCGAAGAUAAAACCAGUUCGAGCCCCACGAAACAUGUGACCGUUAUACACAGCACGACGUCUAUAAUCCAAUCACCGACUCUUCAGAGGCCGCUCAUCGUCGAAGUGAACGGCGAUAUAACGAACGAUGAACUAAGCGACUAUGAAAACGAAUCGAGCAUGUCGAUUGAGCCAUACAUCCACAAGGAUGUUCACGUGAAUCCCAAAAUGACACCGGUGGACACGAGGCGGCCCCGCUCCGUCGACUACCCGGCCAGAUCGAGCACGUCGCCGUCGUCUAGAGACUCCAAUAGAAACUACGAGAGCUCUCCGCUGGUCGCGAGCAUUAAUGAAGUGGAAUACCAUCCCACCACGGAAGAUUUGAUGCUAUCUAUGUUUCAAGAGUCGAAGUAUAUUGUGCCUAGACACCACAUCACCGGGGAAUCUCAUAGGACAGGCGAGAAAUCGACCGUAUGGAAAACUCGAAUAUCCACAUGAGAGCAGCUGAAACCUUUUUUAAUUUGUAUAGAAACCCCUUCCCUUUAUUUAUUUUACAAGUACCCGUAGAUCUGAGGAUUCCGUGUAGGUUUCGUUGUUUUAAGUAUAGGUGAGGCAUUUCUUGAAUGCUCUGACGUUCUUGUAUGCGCAGGUAUUCGCACACCUAAUAGAAACCACUGACCUCUAAUACAAAUACACUGGACCUGCGAUUUCUGACCUGUUUUUGAAGCAACUUAAUUAUCGCCAUUUUGGCGCUGUUAGCAGCACGCUCGGUGAGUGCAUUCUCGCAUCCUGCAGAUAUCUGUUUAAUGCUAAUGCGAUGCUACUCGAUACCACAUCAGCAGGUCUAUUCCGGAAAACCUAUAUCCAUCAUUAUUACAAUCGCAAUUGUUGUGAUUGGCUGAAUUUCUGGUAUUUUUGGUGCAACAAUGCAUUGCAGCCAAUAGCGUGUGUCAACCAAUAGAGGUGAUUGCCAUCGUUAAACUAGCUGUCGACUGUCAAACUACCGCGGCAGGGCUCCUGAGCAUUCAAGAAGUUUAGCGUCACCUAUACCUGAGUAGUUAUAAUUAUGCGAAAUGCUAGAGCAAGGCUUGAGAUGUUCAUUAAAAAUACUCUAUUAUAAACCAGUUCAUUGAAUACAAUACGAGCUUCCAACGAUGAAUUACGGCUUAGGUUUUAUUUAUCGACAUAGUUAAAAAAUAGGAUAAUAACUAAGCGAGUUGUCAAUUUUACUUAAAUAAUCAUAACUAUUUAUAUACUCAAGAGGCCUAUGUUUCAAUGGCUAGAAAAUCCUCAUAUUGGAUAACUACCUGAAACACAUUAUAGCUAUACAAUAGGUAGCUAACAGAUGUUUUAACUCAUUUGUUUGAUGUAAUGCUAGAUGUAGUGUGUGUAACUACGCGUCUCAGUAUUGUAGGGCGGACCACUUACCCGUCGCGUCGUCAGUAGUUCAGUAUUUGUGUUUUACCCCAUGCAACAAAAAUACAUCAUUAAAAUCAACAUUGGGCAAAAUGGUCCUCAUUGUAGCCACUUCUGAAACCAGUUUACUUUCACAUAAAUUGUUAUAUAUUCAUUAAAUAUUCUCUGUUUAAUGAUGAAGUUAUGGACAUUAAAAGAUGAUAAUAAUUCAGAUAGUAGGUAGUCAUGAACAUAAGAAUAGAUCUUGCAUUUCACGAGUGCGCUUAGUUCAUGCCUGUGUUGAAGUCGUAUCGGUAUAAAUAAAGUAAAUAAUGUGCGUUUGUGGCGAGCGCUUGCUCGCUGCUGAUUGGUCCGAUAGGGACGCACACUUAUGCGCAAUGUACACGACGUAACCACAAGUAAAGUUCGCGCGCCGCGCUCUUGCGGGGGCGUAAGGUGGGAUGGGUAUUCUGGCUUAGUUCUAAAAAGGUCUAUCAGCAUAAUAAACAAAGUGGUUUUAAGACUCAUUCGUUCAUAAGCCAAAUUUUGAAAUCUCGUGACAUUUUUCCUACAUUAAAGCUACAUAUAUGAUUAGUUUUAACAUAAAGAAAUUAGAAAAAUAUAUAUUCUCUGAAGUUUCCGCUCUGAGGAUCAAGGUCCUUGUAUUUUGCCCAGUAUCCUUUAAUGAAUUCUAUUUGUGCAAGUCAAAUUUUAUGACCUAAGUCAAAAUUUGUAGGCACGAUUUGACACCUGCUGAAUCUACUCAGUGUUGGUAACAACGAAUUUGUGAGUAAAGUUUGCAUGAGAUAUCAAACCUUGUCUAUGUUACAGCUGGUAUUGAAAUUCCCGUUAUUAUUUCACAAUUUCGUAAUUUUCUGUAAUAUUUGUUGUACACACUACCGACAGUAAAUUAGUGUAAAGCUGACGAUAAGGGUUACUACACUUUAGUUUUCCUUAGUUUAUAUAAAAGGUAAAUAAGUAACUUUUCGCUGAAAUGUGUAAGAGGCGCACUGUACUGUACCCAACCUAUACACACUUGUGACUAACUGAAUUGUUAAUGAAAUCAUGAUACCUGAUGAUGGUGAUGAUAAAAAAACCUAAUUCCAGAUCUAAAGCGUCCGGCAAAUCGCGUCGCUUUACGCUAAAGGUGCCCACGCACUUGAACUGAACUGCAACUGAACUGCGCGUCGCGGCAGCGCCCCGCACGAGAUUCUCUCCAGCCGCGACACGUAGUUCCGCUGCAGUUCAGUUCGAGUGCGUGGGCACCUUUAUGCGUUUCCCCGAGGUUUCUGCGAUUUAUCUUCUAAGCAAACUAAGGACAACUAAAGUAGGUAUAGAUCUAAACAGCAAGAUGGUGUGGAAUAAGUCCUGUUUAUAUUUGAGGCGCAGUGUACGUGGCGUACGAGUAUACUGUAGAAUAUAUUAUUAUUAAUCAGCAGUAGUAUGUUACAGCAUAAUAAAAAAUGACAUACAAUACCACACUUGUGCCUUGGCUAUAGGGUGUUAAUUUGUAAUUUAAAAAUGUUUACAUUUUACGAUACGAUAUCCCGACGAACACAAGUAUAAUAAUUAAACUUGUAUGAAAUGCAACUGAGAUAAAGUCGUAUAGAUGUUCUUUGAUUACUUGUGCUUAAUAAUGUUUUCGAUAAAAUAUAAAGGUAGUUAAAAGUCACUUUUACACAGAUUCGAUAUGAGGCGGCAAGGCAGUGGGAUAGUAAUUCAUUGAACCUCGGUUUUUUUGGAGACAUGCAGUAAAAAGGAUAGAAGACAAGAAAAAUUGAAGCCAAAAUGUUUUAGUUGAAAAUAUGCGUUGAACUGAUACUAAAAAAUGAAAACAAAAUUGAUCGAAAUAACGUAAAAUAAAUAUUUUACUCAAAUUGAGAUUGCCAUCACUCGUUAAUAUAAUGAAUGAAUCAUUUUUUCAUAAUUAUUGCGCUGUCCACUGCUUUGUCUCCUUGUAGUUUAAGCUGCGUUCACAUCUAUAAAUAAUUUGCGUUGGUCAACACAAAAAUUAUUGUAUCGUACACGACGCUUUAUAUUGGUGUGGACGCGGCUUUAUGCGACCCGUGGUUAGCAGAUAUUUGCGUCACGUUCCAAAUUCUCCUCAAUUAUUUCACACAGUAAACUAUGUCAAUAUAUUUUGCAAAGUAUAAUAAUUUAAGAAUAAUUUGUGAAAUAUUGUAUAUAGAAUAAUAUGUGGCUUUGUAAUUUGUUUUAUAAAUAAUAGAGAUAGAGAUAUACGUUUUUGUACCAAAAUAUGAUAUUAUCGGUUUGGAUUAAACGUCGAAUGUAAAUAUUGGAGAAUUUUUUCAUUACGGACGUAGGUAAGAAAUAAUGCCACGAUGUGAUUUUAUAAUUAAAUUUUAUUAAAAUUGUUUUAUAUAAAAGACAAGUAUAAUAAGAGUAAUGUAUAAUGUUAUCUUAUUAUUUACUUAACAGAUGUUUACCAAUGACAUAUUAUUAUGAAGCUUGAAUCAACCGAAUAAAAUAUGAAUAAUAAUUAUUGUCAUAUUGAAUGUUUGUAUUUGCUCGAAAAACAGUUUAUACCUAAAAUUUUAUUUAAUGCUUAAUAAUUUUAUUCUUAACUAAAAUAUAGACAAACUUAUUUAAUCAAAUACAAGGUAAAAUAAGUAAGUCAUCAAUAGUAGAAUAACUUUUCACUGUUCAUUUGUUCUUGAAUUAAAAGAAUCUUGUUAGCCUUCGCUUUCGGUUAUUUAUUAAUUAUUAUUUAUUGAAAAGAGUUAAUGUCUACAACUCUUGAAAGUCGAUGUAAGUCGUAUUAGGCCGAGCCCAGAUGUAUAUCAUGUGUCCGAUCCGAUGUAUCUGUAUUGGCAUAUUAUUCGUCGUAUCGUAUCCAAGCUUCGUAUCUCUUUUGAUCAUCGGAUAAAAAUCGUUUCGCGUAUCGUAUCAGAGCGGCGGCGUAUCGAGAUUCGAGACCGCGUAUGAUAACUGCAUAUCGUCACCUGCCCACAUAAUUAUGCGAUUGUAAUACGCGUCGGCGAUACGGAACGGUGAUCUGGUUGGGCAAAUAAUGCAUAUGUGGACAAGCCUUUAAGUUUAAAUGACUGGCUCUCAUUAUUUUAUAGUAGUGGAUGAUAUCGGCCUAUUUGUUAAUAAAACUAAUUUAUUUUAUUGGUGUGGUGCUAAUUCGGUUGAACACUAAAACUGAACUAAAUUAGCGGGUUUAAAAAUAUUUUUUAAAUAUAAAUACCUACUGAGCAAACGAGGAAGCGGGUCACCUGAUGAUAAGUGAUUACCGCCGCACAUGAAAAUCCAAAAACCUAUGUAUCGCCGGCUUUUGAGGAAUUUGUUGAUUCACCUCUUGAAUACCCCAUGUUGAAAUCCGAUUUUUUUUUGCAUGGGCGUGGAAAAAAAUCGGGCACAUGGGAGGUCUAAGUGCACCAGACAUCCUAUCCAUUAAGUCUGCGAGAAUAGAUGGCACUAAUUUUAUAGAACUUUAUAAGGAUUUGUGUACAACCGAACGCAUCAUCUUUGAUCAAAACUAUUAAGGUGAUUUGGUUACCUAAGUUUCCUUCUCUGUCGCACAUUCAAAAAUUUUCAAUGAUAGUGAAAGAAUCCGUACACUUUUAACAAAUGUGGCUCAGCCAAGUCUGAAACAACGUUUAUUUCAGACAUAUAUUUGUCGUAAUAUAGGUAUCUAGUUUUGAUAGACAAAAAUGGCGAUGAAAAAUAUUGAAUGUUUUCGCCAUUUUUCUCUAUGAAACUACUUCUGAUAUUAGGUAAAAUUAGAAUUUCUAAAAUGAACGCAAUUUUAUUGUUUAGGACUUGGCUGAGCCACAUAUUUUGUUUAAUAGUGUACCGACUGAUUCUCAUAAAAUUAUUAUUGGAAAUAUUAGAAUAUGCGAGAGAAGGGAAUUUAGGUAACCAAAGCGCAAAAGAAAACUAAAUGACAAUCAGGACAUUUAAAAUUUGUUUAUUAACAUCCUAUCCUAGUAUGAUAUGCUUAAAAAAUCGACCUUUACACACCUAUUAUAGUGGUAGAAGUACAUUUUUGUUUACCUACAUUAUUUUUUGUCCUGAUUCAGUAAACACUUAUGGCCGCUCGUCUUGAGCUAUUUUGUAUAAAUUUUGUUGUUUUAAUUUAAAAAUGUUUAUUUUACUUUAGUAGUCCACGUUACUUUAAAAUAUAAGUGUUAUGCACCAGA